This is a messenger RNA of Bombina bombina (fire-bellied toad), 1467 nucleotides long. It is a transcript of the gene LRP2BP, whose product is annotated as LRP2 binding protein. The record is from RefSeq and is a predicted model, not a curated record. Gene Ontology annotation, molecular function: protein binding. Bases 183 to 1229 code for a protein of 348 amino acids. Lineage: Eukaryota; Metazoa; Chordata; Amphibia; Anura; Bombinatoridae. The transcript is spliced from 10 exons.
GUUGCCAGGCAACUGUCGCUCUGGUAACUGCAGCAAACCGAGGGGUCAAUACUGGUUCAGGAAAAAUAAGCCAGCGUCGCAUAUAAUGUAAACGGGAAGAAUAGUACAAGUAUGCUGUCUUCAGACUGUUUCUGAACACAUGUAGUACAUUUAUAAUACAGAGAGUCACAGCUGUGUUAACAAUGAAGCUAAGCUCAGAGGACCUGCCAAAAAGAUACAGCGGGAGCAUCCUGGAUAUUAUAUGUCAGCUGCCAGAUUUCUCACAGGACAAGAAGCUGCUUGGAACAUCUGGGGCACCUGAGUAUACUCGUGAUGCUUUACUGGAGAUGGCAGAACAGUAUCUAAAACUGAGGAUUAAGGAAGGAGAUACCACAGCAAACUUUGUUUUGGGACAGCUUUGCUUUGAAGAGGGUUGGUAUGAAGAUGCCUUAUUAUAUUUUGACAAAGUGAAGUUAAAUGACUGUCAAGCUAUGUAUCAAAUAGGAGUAAUGUAUUAUGACGGACUGGGAGUUACAACAGACCAGGUAAAAGGAGUGGAAUACAUGCAAACAGUUUUCACAUCCAGCAGCUCCAAAGCUAAACACCUUAAAUUUGCAGUAGCCUACAAUUUAGGACGAGCAUGUUUUGAAGGGUGUGGAAAGCCUUAUUCAGAUAUUGAAGCAGAACGAUGGUGGCUUCUUGCUGCUGAUAAUGGGAAUCCCAAAGCAAGUGUGAAGGCACAGAGUAUACUGGGAAUGUUUUAUUCAAGACCUCCCACAAGAGAUCUACAAAAGGCUUUUUUCUGGCAUUCAGAAGCUUGUGGUAAUGGAAGUCUAGAGUCACAAGGAGCACUUGGUGUGAUGUAUCUCCAUGGACAUGGAAUCCGGGCAAAUUUACAGUCAGCUGUGGAAUGCCUGAAGCAGGCUGCAGAGAGGGGGAAUGUAUAUGCACAGGGACAUCUGGUUAGCUACUACUACCACAAGAAGCUUUAUACAAUGACCACAGAGCUAGCCAAGAGGGUCGUAUUAUAUGACAAUGUUGAUCAGCUGGCAAAAGAAACAGAUUGUCUUGCUGCAUAUAUAACCAAAGGGAUUGCAAUGGCCACCUUUUAUUUGGCAAGAUGUCUCCAUCUUGGGCUGGGUAUUAAACAAGACAGUGCAGCUGCUAAAAAAUACUAUACAAAGGCAUGCUUUCUGGAUGCUGAUGUGGUUGCAGAACUUUACCUUCAUCUCAUUUAUGGGAAAAUAUAAUCCUUUGGAUUUCAUAUGAGAAACAAUCAUUUCACAGACUAUUAUAUGAAUAAGUAACCACAACACCAUUUUAUAUAUGCAUUCCGUUUGAAAAACAUAAAGAUUAUCCAUUAAUAAACAUUGUUUUGUCAAAAGCAACAGCAAAAAAAGAAGCACGGCACAACAAUGUUCUUCCUUCAAGCACCAGUUCUACGCUUAUGUGCCCCUGGUGUUAUGCAAUAAACUGGUAAAGCUUCUA